Molecule: messenger RNA, 726 nt
Organism: Sapajus apella (tufted capuchin)
Lineage: Eukaryota; Metazoa; Chordata; Mammalia; Primates; Cebidae
Gene: MRPS33
Product: mitochondrial ribosomal protein S33
Exons: 3
Coding region: 134-454 (106 amino acids)
Cellular component (GO): mitochondrion
Source: RefSeq, a predicted model, not a curated record
CCGUUUCUCUACUGCUCCCCGUAGCAGUCGCCAGUGCGAGCUUGGAACCGGAUAGGGGGCGGGUCUUCCGGGAUAAGGACGCAGGGGUGAGAAAGGUCAGGUUCAGGAAUUCUAACUCCUUGCCACUCAAGAAAUGUCCUCCCUUUCAGAAUAUGCCUUGCGCAUGUCUCGUCUCAGUGCUCGGCUAUUUGGUGAAGUCGCCAGGCCUACUGAUUCCAAGUCUAUGAAAGUGGUGAAACUGUUCAGUGAACUUCCCUUGGCCAAGAAGAAGGAGACUUAUGACUGGUAUCCAGAUCACCACACUUACUCUGGACUCAUGCGGACACUCCGGCUUCUGGGACUCUACAGAGAUGAGCAUCAGGAUUUUAUGGAUGAGCAAAAACGACUAAAGAACCUUCGUGGAAAGGGGAAACCAAAGAAAGGAGAAGGGAAAAGAGCAGCAAAAAGGAAAUAAUUUUGGUCCCUCAAGAGGGAGAAUUUCUUCCUCAGUGACAGAGAGAAGAAAGUGCAUUUAUUGUCCUUCCACAUAUUGGAGGAAUGUCAUCUUCCUAAAUGAAGGUUAUUUGGAGGAACACAGUCAUAUCCUUCUUGAAUUCUAAUCCAGUUAAAUUGUGGCUGGUUUCUUGAACACAUUCUAACUGUGCAAAAUUACUUUGGCCUUGGCCAUGUAAUGUGAUGUUUACCUAGUUCUCUAAUGAAAUGAAUAAAUAAGUUAUUGUUUGAUGA